UGUAAACAUUUCACGAUGGCAGGUGAACGUAAUGUUGGUGUUCUGGCAAUUUCUCUAACAUCUUUGUUACAUUACGCGAGUGCCAAGGCCUCUUUGGGCACAGACAUUGCGCUAGAUGAAAAGUAUUGGGUGACGCACCGAAUUGACAGCCUUAAUAUUUUGUUAUACACAUUUUUACUCAUAUUAACUGUGGUGACAAUAUGGAUCUUCAAGUAUCGGCGAGCAAGAUAUCUCCACGAAACAGGAUUGGCUGUGAUAUACGGCUUGAUUGUCGGUGCGAUAUUAAGAUACAGUGGUGAUAGGACAUCACUAAGUCACAUGGUUGUUGUGCCUGAAAAUGACUCCAAGUACACCGACAACGUUCCCCCAGAUACCUUAUGGCUCAGAUAUGCUGGAGGAAAAGCCAGCCAAAAUCGAACAUAUGGUUACUCUUUUAAGGGGGAGAUCCCUGAGAGCCUAGAGAAUGAGAUUGUUCAGAAGGCUACUUUUGAUCCAGAGAUUUUCUUCAACAUUCUCUUGCCACCAAUUAUAUUCAGCGCUGGUUAUAGUCUGAAGAGGAAACAUUUUUUCAAGAAUUUGGGAGCCAUCUUCACAUUUGCCUUCCUUGGAACAACGAUAUCAACUUUUGUUGUUGGAGGAUUGGUGUAUGGAUUCCUGUGGCUUAUAGGGUCUACAUAUUCCUUCAUAGACUGCUUGUUAUUUGGAGCUCUGAUAUCUGCCACAGAUCCUGUCACUGUAUUGGCAAUUUUUUCAGACCUCCAUGUAGAUGUUAAUUUGUAUGCCCUUGUCUUUGGGGAGGCUGUACUGAAUGAUGCAGUUGCCAUAGUUUUAUCAGGGGCAAUAGAAGGUUAUGGCAGUAACAGCAAAGGAUUUGAGACAUCAGCCUUCUUCAAGGCCAUAUGGGAUUUUCUGGUGACCUUCAGUAUGUCUCUCUUCAUUGGGUCCUUUAUGGGUUGCAUUACAGCCAUUAUCACAAAAUUCACUCGCCUCAAAGACUUCCCCAACUUGGAAACAUCGCUGUUUUUCCUCAUGUCUUACUCAACUUUCCUUAUGGCUGAAGCAGCUGACUUAACAGGAAUUGUUGCAGUGCUCUUCUGUGGAAUAUGUCAAGCACACUACACUUACAACAACUUAUCAGUCGAAAGUCAAUUAGCAACUAAAACACUCUUUGAUCUCUUUAACUUUCUUUCUGAGAAUUUCAUUUUCUCCUAUAUUGGAGUGUCCAUGUUUACAUUUGACCAUCACAAGUGGGAUGUCGGCUUCAUCUGCAUUGCUUUUGUUGCCAUAAUCGUUGGUCGAUUUAUGAACAUUUAUCCACUAUCCUUCAUACUUAACAUUGGACGUCGUCCCAAAAUCCCAGUCAACUUCAUGAACAUGUUGUUUUUCUCAGGUUUACGUGGUGCUAUUGCGUUUGCUUUGGCAAUCCGUAACACGAGCAGUGAUUCGAGAAAGGCAAUACUCACCACUACGUCUCUUAUCGUCAUUGUAACUGUUACUUGUGGCGGAUUAACUACUCAAGUAUUAUCAUGGCUCGGGAUACCUGUUUUGAAGUUUGAGGACGAAGAGACGCGCCACUUGAACAACUUCCAGCCUAUCAGAAAUGAUUACAAAAGCAUUGAUGACUCCAGGGGUCCAGGAUCAGAAGACGGUGGCGAAAGUGAUUCUUGUAAUCAAACGUCAAGCAUGUUUGAGAAGGCCUGGCUCUUCCGUGUAUGGUCUCAGUUUGAUGUACGAUUCAUGAAGCCAUUUUUAACGAAUAGUCGACCCACCCUUCUAGACACGUUGCCUAUCUGCUGUGCGCCAUUGGCCAGACUCCUCACCACCACAGACCAACUGACUCAGGAUCACGAUCCGCUCAAUGAUGACAUGCCGCUAGAUGAUUCUCUCAUCAGCUCUGGGGGUGUAAGGACGUCUAUAGACACUGGUCGCCAGAGUGUAACAAACCCAUUGUAUGCUGGAGAUUUGGGAUUGGGAUCUGCUGGAAGUGUUCCAACAAGGGUUUCUGUGUUGGGUUCCAGAGGUCAAGAUUUAUAAGAGAACUCAAAGCUUUGGUUCUUUGUGUAUCGAUUUCACCAGCUAUUCAUGGUUUUUCAACUUAAGGGAAAUGGGAUAUUGGAGGGCAAGAUAUCAUUCCAGGAAUACAUAGCUGGAAGUGACACUUAAACUUUUCAAGAUCUGAGAUCUGUGAAAUUACCGUGGCUUUUGUUGUUACAGAAGUGGCUAAAUGUGAACUCGUCAGUCUGGUGCCCCUUUUGAGUUAAAAGUGAAGUGGAACUGUUUGGAGGAUGAUGUGGUAUGUGUUGUGCUUUCAUUUCAGAUAAAUGUACUGUAUAUAAAUAUGUGACAUGUUAUUGCUUACAUCCAGCUGAUAUCAGAUCAGCAUCUGUUGACUGAAUUGAUUGUGAAUGUGCCAAUGUAAAUGAUAUAGAUGGAUCAGACUUAGAGGUGUUUUUUCUUCUGACAAUUACACUUACAGUUUUGGGCAUUUUUAUGGUAUUUUACUUUGGCUGAAUGAUUAGUAUAACUAGUCUGAUUAUCAACGUGUUUAACUGUUGCUGCUGUGACUGCAACUAAAGUGUUUUGUUUCCAUACACAUAUUAAUUCUAUAUGCCUGUAUGUAGCAUAUAAUGAAAGCCUCAGUAAUUAAAAAUUGAAAAUACCAGGUUCUUUUGUGAGAUUUUAGUACAUCUUUAAAGGUCAUCAUGGAUAUACUGUAAUUAUAUGAAAGCAGUACCUGUGCAGUGUGCAUUCCUGUCGCCUCUGCUGUAAAUUGCCAUCGCCAAUUGUGCAGAGAUCAGUGAUGUAUAUUAAUGUACAUACUUGCGCAUUAUUUUAAAGCCAAGAAGGUGGAAAAUAAAAAUGAUAAAAUAU
Molecule: messenger RNA, 2871 nt
Organism: Macrobrachium nipponense
Lineage: Eukaryota; Metazoa; Arthropoda; Malacostraca; Decapoda; Palaemonidae
Product: sodium/hydrogen exchanger 7-like
Biological process (GO): potassium ion transmembrane transport; proton transmembrane transport; sodium ion import across plasma membrane
Cellular component (GO): recycling endosome; plasma membrane
Molecular function (GO): potassium:proton antiporter activity; sodium:proton antiporter activity
Source: RefSeq, a predicted model, not a curated record